AUGGCUGUGGGUCUCCAAACCAACGAGCAAUGGCAGGACCCGGGAGUACUGAGCGUUUCCGACCGAGAGGCCGUAUGGAAGGAGAAAGAGCUCCACGGGAGGUUCUACAAGGCUCUACACGAGCCUUUCGUAGAUACUGUUGCCUCCCUUAACUGGCUACGUUUCGGUGACCUCUUUGGGGAAACCGAAGGUUUUGUCUGUGCGAUACAGGAUCAGGAGCUCGCUCUGAAAUACGGCCUCGUGGAACGGAAACUGCCGUAUUAUAAGUACUCUCCGGAGGCCGUGCUCGAAAAUGACCGCGCCAGGCUCUAUUGGGACCGGUCCAUCAUUACGGACAGGACGAUUGUCGCGAACAAACCUGAUAUCUUGUUGAUGGACCGGGCACAGUCGCGGGUAUUUUUGGUCGACAUUACCAUUCCAUAUGACGAGAACCUUGUGAAAGCCGAAACAGAUAAGAAGACGAAGUAUCUGGACCUGGCUCACGAGGCUCAAAUGCAGAAGAAGGCGGUGCUCCUCGAUACCGCCCGCAUCGUCCGCCGGUUUCUCUCCCUUUCGCCC
Molecule: messenger RNA, 558 nt
Organism: Iphiclides podalirius (scarce swallowtail)
Lineage: Eukaryota; Metazoa; Arthropoda; Insecta; Lepidoptera; Papilionidae
Source: the annotation of a GenBank genome assembly